Ostertagia ostertagi is the source of this 516-nucleotide messenger RNA. The record is from the annotation of a GenBank genome assembly. NCBI's taxonomy places the organism in Eukaryota, Metazoa, Nematoda, Chromadorea, Rhabditida, Trichostrongylidae.
AUGCCAUUACUAAAUGGACUUUCACCACUUCAUCAGGCAAUCGUCAAUGAAGAUGUCGAAAUGGUGUACUUCUUGUGUAAAAAAGGAGCCGAUGUGCACCAACGCUGCUACGGAUCGUUCUUUUGUGCUGAUGAUCAGAAGGCUUCCCGCACGGACUCUCUGGAACAUGAAUGGGUGGACCUCGUGCAGAACACUCGUUAUACAGGACAGAUGUACUGGGGAGAGCUUCCGCUGUCGUUCGCCGCCUGUACUAACAAUCAGGAGAUGUUCACCUUGGCUUACAACAGCGGCGCUUCUCUUAGCAUAGAAACGCUAAUCUCAAGUGAGCGCACUUGCUUGGCUGCGAGGCUUGCAAUAAACGGGUAUGAGGAGGAAGCGGAUAAUUUGUUCACGAACAUAUCCUACCUCGAUGACGUCAUCAUCACGGUGCAGCAGCUGGCGUAUUUCGAAAGCGGACGUAAUGAGCCACUACAGCCGCAGUGCCAUUUAUGGAAUUACCGUGGCAGAAAACAAAUG